AUUUUCGUAUUUAAAUGCACUAAAAUUAUCUAGUGGACCAAAUUUUUUUACAUUCUGCACAAGAUGGAUGAGACCGUGUACAUUAUGAGAGACGUUAACAUAAUAUUCUAAUAGCUGCAUGUAACGUUACAAAGUGAUCAUAUAUGUCACGACGAAGAAUAUCUUUAAAAGCUACAGGUCCUACAUACAGAAGUAACUGUCGAAAUUCGGUAGCUUUCCAUAAUUUAACCAAAGUUAGUGAUCGAGGUUUUCGUACAAAUUCAGAAGUUUUAAUUAUGGAGCAAUACGCUGUAAUAGAAUUUAAUGAUGGAGUGCAAAUGAUAUCAUCCUCUUGGAUAACCGAAGAUAAAAAACAUGCAUAUUGGCCGACUUUCUCCAAUAAUGAAAAGUUUAGAAAGGCAGUAAAAAAAUGUGUUUCAAAAAUGGAUGAUUGGCCACAGCAUGAAAUAAAAAAAUUCUGGACAACUACGAGUAGAUACAUAUGAUAAAGGAAUGAAAAUUUAAAAAAAAAUUGAAUAUAUAUCAGAUAUUAAUUCUCAAAGUGAGGAUAAUGAAAUUUCCAAAAAAAGUAGAAAGAACAGAGCGAAAACUGUCAAAAGUAGCGAAGAAAGCUUCUCCGAAGAAGAAAAAAGAGUUCACGUACCCGCUUAU
Solenopsis invicta (red fire ant) is the source of this 651-nucleotide messenger RNA. RefSeq lists its product as uncharacterized. Lineage: Eukaryota; Metazoa; Arthropoda; Insecta; Hymenoptera; Formicidae. Bases 144 to 485 code for a protein of 113 amino acids. The record is from RefSeq and is a predicted model, not a curated record. The transcript has 4 exons.